Messenger RNA from Salvia splendens (bonfire salvia), 828 nucleotides. RefSeq names its product cell wall / vacuolar inhibitor of fructosidase 2. Gene Ontology annotation, molecular function: enzyme inhibitor activity. The coding region runs from base 150 to 647 and encodes 165 amino acids. The record is from RefSeq and is a predicted model, not a curated record. Lineage: Eukaryota; Viridiplantae; Streptophyta; Magnoliopsida; Lamiales; Lamiaceae. The transcript has a single exon.
UAUCGAAAUAAAACAGCCUAUAUGAAUUAAUUGCGUGUGCUUGUACAUUCCGCAUCAACUGCAUGUACCCUCCCUAAUCACAUAGUAAUAUGAAUCAGUUCACAAACCGUUUUUCCCAACCAACUACUCCAUUUUGAUCCAUAUCCAAAAUGGCCGCCGCUCCUCGUAUCAUUUCCCUCAUCAUCGCCGCCCUCUGCUGCCUCCUCCCUUCCACCGCCGCUCAGAAACCAGAUUUAGCCAUCGCAGUCUGCAGAAACACCACAGACUUCGCCUUCUGCCGCGAGGCCGUCUACUCCGAUCCCCGCGCUCCCGGCGCCGACCGCUACGAGCUAAUCGACAUCAUAUUCCGGCUGGCGUAUCGGAACGCGUCUGAUACAAGAGGAUACAUCGCCGGCGAGGUGAAAUCGGGCGCCGAUGAGCUGAAGAAAUGCCUCGGUGACUACGAUAAGGCGGUUGCGAUCCUGGAGGGGAUGCUCAACGAUUUGAAUUCGGAAUCAUAUUACGAUUUGGAUUCUCGAUCCCUUGAUAUCCAGCACAGAGUGAGCGACUGCGGGAAGGGAUUGCGCAUCGGCGUCGGCAUCGCUCGAAGGAACCAGAACAUGCUUAAACUUGCAAAUAUGUGUUACGCUGUUUCUAAGCUUUUCUAGUUUCGUCGUUAAGCUUCAUUUUCUACUUUUGUUGAUUCUAGGUUUAUUCUUUGCUGAAAAAUAAAUGUGAUUAGGCAGAUGGUAAAGUGAUAAUGACCGAGACCAAAGAUAUCGUGUUUGAAUUAAUCAUUAUUUUCAUUUUCCUUUUAUACUAGUACUAUUAUUUUUCUCUAAUCCUUCA